Messenger RNA from Leptosia nina, 1125 nucleotides. Lineage: Eukaryota; Metazoa; Arthropoda; Insecta; Lepidoptera; Pieridae. The record is from the annotation of a GenBank genome assembly.
AUGUUUAUGGCGGGAUUACGCAACGACGAGCGAGUCGAAGAUGUGACAUCGUCGGCAACGGCGAGUGGGCUCGGUGGCAACUUUCUACGCGACCUCGAAAUGCUGCAUUCACUUUCUUCACGACUCCGCACCGGUUACGCAACCGACUACGACCGACAUACCCGCUUUGAAAGCGCUUCGCUAUACCUUAAUGGGGAUGGAGCAACUGAGGAGCAACGGAGUUUAGAAAUAGGGUCCAGUUUUACCCUGUGGCCAUGGAACCCUAAAAAAGAUUCACCCGGGGAUUUCCAUCGUGAAAUUUGGGUGAUGGAUGUGGGGAUUUUGCCAAUCCGCAACUGCGGCGACGUUGAGGCAGGUCAGGUCCAGGCACAGGCACUCACUGCAAGCCCUAAGUACUGGGGGAGCGAAUAUAGGUCAUCGAGGCCCGAGGGAACGCGCCCGCCGAGCGUGAAGCGAUCCUUUUUGCUUUCGACUGCACUUCGCCGACGGAUGCGUGAACUUUAUCAGCGAACGUUGGGGCAGGUCGUCGAGGUGAACGUCCUUCGUAUCGUUUUCGCCUUAUCUCGCCACCGAGCAAUUAGCUUAGCGCUUUUCCACGCUAAGAGUGAACACGAUCGCUUUCCUUCUAAUCAAUUCACGGAGGGCAAAAAACGAGUUUGCUUUUUAGUGAUUACGUUCAGCUCUGUGGGAACGCCGCGGGGGCUCACCGCGACCAUAACAUCUCGGCUCAGUCGAGCAAAACCUAGUCUAGACUCGGUCACUCCUAUAUACCCAUCUCCACCCCUCUCACUUUCCACGGCGAUUUGUAAUCGAACCGCAGUAAUGAACAGAAAUCGCGCAACAGAUUUAUUUGACAGUGUUUAUACGGAUUUAAUUUGUUUUGGAGCACCCGAAGGUUUUCAUGUAACCCGACGGGUGGUCCCCGAGGCGACGUUAAUCAAAUCUUACGACAUAAAUAAAAUGUCGAGCAGUGCUAAUGUUUGGAAUGAAUUCAGAGAAGCGCGGUCGGGAAUCGUUUUAAUUAAAAGUUUAUUAAGCCGCGGGAUAAUGUACAUGAAGAUGAAACAAGCGUGCACUUUUAUUUUUCUCGUCUCAGAACUUUACAAACACGUUCUCAAGUGUUAA